Centropristis striata (black sea bass) is the source of this 6505-nucleotide messenger RNA. It is a transcript of the gene zhx3b, whose product is annotated as zinc fingers and homeoboxes 3b. The coding region runs from base 1936 to 5328 and encodes 1130 amino acids. Gene Ontology annotation, biological process: regulation of transcription by RNA polymerase II. The transcript is spliced from 7 exons. Lineage: Eukaryota; Metazoa; Chordata; Actinopteri; Perciformes; Serranidae. Gene Ontology annotation, cellular component: nucleus. Gene Ontology annotation, molecular function: DNA-binding transcription factor activity, RNA polymerase II-specific; DNA binding. The record is from RefSeq and is a predicted model, not a curated record.
UUUUUUUUUGUCAUUUUUUGUGUGCUUUUUUCGUUCAAAAUGUUGAUCCAGUAAGUCAAAAUGUAGCAAACUUCAUCUGCCUGUUAACUCCUCACUCGGAUCCUCUCACAGUGACAAAACACACAAAGAUUUUACCGAUUUGAUGUGACUCUGAUUAAGUUUUCAUCCCAGGUUUGAUUAACUAUGUCAUUAUUGGUUGAUUAUUUUUUCAGAAAUUUUAUUGAGUAGGAUAAACCCCUUUAGAGGAAUCCCCUCGUUUUCGAGGGGGUCCUAAAGUACAUUACAAAACAAAACACUCAACAAUUUACAGACAUACAACAACAACAAAGACAACAGGCAUCAACACAAACAUAGAAAAAAUGAACACAAGACUGAACACAACCUCUCAAUGGCCACAAGUUGGCCAUAACAUUAGCCUAGUAAAACUGAAAGAAGUAACAUAAUAUUAUUGUAAAUUGAAAUUGCAGUGUUACAGAAACCCCCCCCAAAAAAAACAAUUGGCAUAACAUUAUCUGAAACAUGUGCAGUUUAACUCAAAAUAAGAAGAAGGGCAUAUUUAAAACUAUGAAAAGAUGUCAAUGAUCGUAUGUUUAAAGGAAGAUUAUUCCAUUAUUAAUUUCAUAAACAUUGGAAAAGUUGAUGCAGACUGGAGAUUAACUGCACAUUAAGUUACUAAAAGUCUGUCACAAACUGGAGCUGAGGUUGCAGACUUUUCAAUGCAGGAAAGUGAAUUCUAUACCUUCGCUCAGUUUGUGUGUGAAAGGGCAUCUGUCACAUCCCGCUCCUGUGAGGGUUAACUCAGCUAAUGUACCAUGACCUUUAUGUUGCAAAGCAAGGCUGUGUGCAAGCUGUGUGUGUGUGUAUGUGUACAAGAGAAAGCAUGCAUUUGCAUUGAAGUUUUUUUUUUUUUUUGUCAUUUACUUUUAUUGGUUUUUGAUUUUACAUGUAAAUGAACAAACAAUCAGCAUGAAGACCUAUAGACAAAUACAGAAAAUAUCAUGGGAAAAGUAAAAGUGUACAAAAAGGGGAUUGGAAAACACCCCCCCAAAAAAGGGAAAGGUACAAAGAAAUGAAAGUAUUCUGAUAGUCCAAUCUGAGAUGACUGAAAUCCGGUUUUAUGGUAGAGACAUGUUUCAUUUUUUUUCAUCUAUCCUUUAUUUAUUUUCUCGAGGAAUCACUGAGGGCAACCCCUCAUUUACAAUGAUGUCGAGAGUACAGAGAAAACACGAAGCAGUACAGACAAAACACCUGCAAAAACAUUUGUACAUAUGUAUGCCAAUUUUCAAUAACAAGUUAUAUUUAAUUGGUCUUUGGUUGAUUGCAUGGUAUCACAGACUUGGCUCAUGCUGCUCACCUGAGGGCCGGGAUGUGCUGCUGCAGCACCAUUAGUCUACAAAGCCGCUAUGAUUAAUCUAAAACUAGUUGCAGAAAAGUUUAACAUUUGCAUGGGAGUGCUGCUUUGUUGCAUAGGAAAGGCAAAGUUACUUUAGAUGUGGGCCGCCUACCAGAAAAGCUGCAUUUGGUUUGGAUUUGUUCAUGAAUUAUCUUUGCAUAGGGAGGGGCUGGACAUUAAAAGGUUUUAGGGUUUUCCUGUUGAACUUCUUUUAGCUGUUUGAACUUUUUUGAGCUUUUGCCGCUCUGAGCGUGAGUUGUCAUGUCGGUGCAGAGUGAUUGGGAGAGUAAUUGCCCUAGAGCUGUCCUCCAAUGCUGCAUCACUACUUGUCGGUCAGAGGGAGGGGAAAACUCCUCCACAGGAAGCUUCGCCAUUUUGUAUGGAGACAAAGGACCCAGAGGUUUAACACUGUGGUGAGAACUCCGAGGGGACCUAUGGCCAUGUCCCGCUGUCCUCCUCCCCCCAUGCCUGGUCUAUAGUCCACCAGAAACCACCCGUAGUCCCACUCACACCCUGUUUGAAGCCAUUUGACCAUUCACACCAUGGCGAGCAAGAGGAAGUCCACCACUCCGUGUAUGAUCCCGAGCAAGAUCAUACGCCCGGCAGACGAGGUCGACCCGGAUUCUCCGCUUCCUCUCCGGCAGCCCAGGGUUUCUGGAGGGGGCCGACACAGUCCACUGGACCCUGGAGAGUCUUCCAAACCGGAGGCGGGGGACGCUGUCAGAGACGGUGCUGGCACCUACACCUGUAAGCCUUGUAACUUUGAAACCCACGACCUUAACUUGUUCCUGGAUCACGUCUACUCCGGGCACCCGGACUUCCGUGCGGACCCCAGCUUCUUUUGCGUGAGCUGCGGGAUUUCAGCACCCAAGUUCGAAGGUCUUGCCCUGCACAACGCCAGGGUGCACCCCAGCACGCUGAACACCACGCUGACGCUGAGGAAGAGGGACCGGAGAGUCGUGGUGGAGCAGAAUCUGGUGACGGGGGCGGAGACGGGGAAGGACAGCGAGAUCUCCAUCACCAAAACCCCCAUUAUGAGGAUGCUGAAGGGUAAAUCGGAGUCUAAACGGAUAGUGGUGUCUCACCCGGUCUCUGACGAGGCGUCCUCGGACCCGCACUCCAGCUCUGCCUCCAGAGAGACGGAGAGGAAAGAAGCUGCAGCAGUGACGGUCACACACGUUCCCACCAUCGUCCACAAUGGGACGACAAAAGUCACUUUGCCGUCAGCGAUCCAGAUCGUCAACGGUUCUGGAGCUCUGCCCAUGCUCAAGACCCCCAUCACACAGGUGGUCUCGGUGGUUCAGAACAGAAGCCUUCAUCAGUCUGCACCAAUCACAGUCUCCUCAAAUAUUUCUUCCACUUCGUAUUCCACCUCCAAAAAUCUCCCCAAGGUGAUGAUUCCUCUGAGCAGCAUCCCUACCUACAGUGCCUCCAUGGACUCCUCCUCCUUCUUGAAGACCUCCUUCAGUAAGUUCCCGUACCCGACCAAGGCGGAGCUCUGCUACCUGACGGUGGUCACAAAGUUCCCUGAAGAGCAGAUCAAGAUCUGGUUCACGGCUCAGAGACUCAAACAGGGCAUCAGCUGGUCCCCCGAGGAGAUCGAGGAGGCCCGGAGGAAGAUGUUCAACACCAUCAUCCAGACGGCUCCUUCCAGCUCGCACAACCAGACCCACAGCCACCACAGCCCGGCCCAGCACACCAUCACAGUCCUGCCCGCCUCGCUGGGGGCCGCUGGGAUCCCCCACAUCCUGCAGGGCUCCCUGGUCAGCCAGGGCGGGGUCAUCGUCACGCAGCCCGUCAUGGCCAACGGUAUCCAGGUUAGCAGCGCCCCCGUGGCCCUCGCCGUCACGCCGAAGCCCCAAGCUGCAGCCCGCCCCAUGAUGCAGGCCCGACCUGCUGCCGCCCUGGUGGCAGACAAAGGGGUCAGCAUGGUGGUGGGCACGGUGGGCAGCAGCAGCACGGGGAGCACCAUCAUCAGCAGCAGUAACAGCAGUAGGAGCGGGAGAGGAGGCACUAGCAGUAUUACUACUAGCAGUCAAGCUAGUGUGAUCAACCUCAGUCUUAGCAAUGCUAAGGCUAGCAGUGUUAACAGUAAACACAGCAGCGCUAACGCAGACUGCAACAACAAGAGCAAUAGUAACCUCACCAGCCAUGCAAACGCUAAGAACGCUGCUAAGAACAAUGAUUUCAGCAGAGUGGUGCAGAGCGACAGCAAAGUAACCACAGAGAGCAGAAACAGCCCCGACAGCGUGUCCAAUAACAGCAGCAGCAGCAAGAGAGACGCACAGAAGAGCAAAGAGUCCAACAGUAGCAGCAGCAAAGAUCAGUCGACCAGCACAACAAGCACAGACGAUGUCGACCCCGCCCCCAGUGACUCUCCACCCAUCAAGAUGGAGGACGCAUCCUCCCCCGCCUCGUCUUCCCCGUCUCCUGCUGCAGCGCCCGGCUCUCGGACGCCCGUCAACGCCUUCCUGGACCCGAGCUUCUACAAGGGCAAGAAGUCUCAGGAGCAGCUCAGCGCUCUGAAGGACAGUUUUCAGGUCAGCCAGUUCCCCGACCAGGAGGAGGUGGACCGCCUCAUCGCUCUGACCGGGCUGACGGUACGAGAAGUCCGCAAGUGGUUCAGCGACCGCCGCUACCACUUCCGCAACCUGAAAGGCUCGCGUUCCAGCACGGGUGGACCGGGUAAGUCUGGCACGGCGUCCGGAGCGGGGAGCGGGUCCAGCACGCCGGGGAGCGGCGGCAACCCCGUGGACCUGUCUGACAGCAGCAGCGGCAGCAACUCGGGCGUAAAAACGCCACAGCACAGCUCGGCACCGCUGAGCCCGACUCCAUCACAGACCCCCACCUCCCCCACCACGCCCUCCCGACGCCUCCCCAGACCUCCCUCUCCGGAUUUCACAGCCAUCCGCUACAAGGAGAGAGAACCUCAUCAGGUAAAGGCUCUCGAGGCCAGUUUCUGCCAGGACCCGGAACCAGCAGGAGAGGAAGUGGACAGACUGCGAUCUGAGACCAAGAUGACCAGAAGGGAGAUCCACGCCUGGUUCGCCGAGAGGAGGAAGAGAGUGGCAGCUGAGAAAAAGAAAGAGGAGGUGGAGCGGGCGAUGAGGGAGGAGGAGGAGGAGAUGGAAGGUGACGGGGAGGAGAGACAGAAGGAGGACGCUUCGGGAGAACUGAAAGUCAACCCCAUUAAAAUCAACCUGAAGAUGCUGAAGGUGACGGAGGCCAACGGGAAAGCAGAAGGAGAAGGACUGGACAGCACACCUGCCUCCUCCCCGUCCUCCACCCCCAAACCCCCCCAGUCUUCCACCCCGACACCCAAACCCUCCCAGUCCCCCAAACCCACCGCCAUCCGGGGCAAAAAGACAGCAGAGCAGCUGCAGAUGCUCAAACAGGUCUACUCCCGCACCCAGUGGCCCAGCGCCAAGCAGUACGACGAGCUGAUCUCAGCCACCGGGCUGUCCCGCCCCGAGGUGGUGCGCUGGUUCGGGGACUGCCGCUACGUGCAGAAGAGCGGCCAGCUGAAGUGGCUGGAGUCGUUCCAGGACAUGGCUCUGGAGGAAGACCUCCAGGAGGGGGGCGCUCAGAUCCUGCAAGCCCACCACGACGCCCACAGCAGCCUGGAGGAGUCACAGUUGCAGGAACUGGCAGAAGCGACUGGUUUAACAGCAGACUUGGUGCGAUACUGGUUCUCCACCAAGGCGUCUUUGCCCCGACUGGAACAAACUGCUGCUGCUGCUCAGGAGACGGGACCAGGACCAGUUGCACCAGACGCAGCAGCUGAGCCACAAACGGCAGGAUCCUCCCCUUCGGAGCCGCAGCCAGGAGGAGGGACGGAGGAGAACAUGGAGCAGUCGGUGUGUGGUGUCGCAACAGAAGAGGAGGAGGAAGCCAACGCUGACAAGACUGUGAAUCCUACUAAAGGAACUGAUUGAAGAGGCCUUUUGUCUGAGGGUGGAGUCACAACGCAGGUGGUCUUUGUGUCGGUGGUCUGAGGAGCAGACGGCAGAUGCGACUGUAACAGGAUCACUGGAUGGAAACGGACCUUGAAACCAUCCUCACGUCUCUCUGUUACCCUGAGAGGUAGACAUGACCUCCCCCACUAUGUGAGACGGACGCUGAAGCUACUAACCCCCCCCCUCCCUCCUUUCCUUUACCCAUCCACCCUGCCCCUGUGCUGUGUGUACUCCUCCGCCACACAGACCUUCUCCAGGAUCCUCCCGUCCGCCAUUUUCCCUUCAGAAGGAAGUUCCAGUAGAGGCUGAAAUGCAGGAGGGAGGGGCCGGGCCGACAGCGUUUUUCUGCCGUGUUUGUUCCGCCUGCCUGCUGUGAUGGGAGAAAGGAAGGAAAGAAGGGUAGAUUUGGAGGGAGAAGAGAAGAGGGGGGUGAGGUUAAAGUGUGUUGGGACCUCAGCAGAUGUUGAACAAGGUGGGGGAAGUUGUUUAUCGGACAGUUAUCAACUAAAUCGACCCUCCGAUGAGGCUCAACGGAGUGUUGACAGCUCUGUUUUCUGUUGUUUUGAGGUACGAAAAAACUGCACAGCUCUUUGCUCCAGGGUGCUUGCCUUAAAGGCCUUAAAGUAAAUCGAAUGACCCUUCUUUUUUCCAUCGUGUCAUCUUCAUAACUCCAUUUUUUCCACCAACUUGCACUCAUACACUUUGAAUUCAUGCUUGCAGCUUCCUUUAAACGUGCUAGCUCGGCGGUUCAUGGUGUCUUAUGUGAAAAACAGCACUGAUGUUCAUUUGAUCACGUCACGGUUUGGUUUUUGGACAUCUCUUCGUACUCCUUUCUUAUCUGUACAUAUUUGGUUCAAUAGGACAUUAAAUAGUCCAGUUCGGGGGGGAAAACAUCUGGAAUUCUGUCAUCCAAAGAGGGCAAGCACCCUGCUGUUUUUAAACACAAAAGCGACACAAUAUAGUAGACUAUAUGACAUCUGGUUUGUGUUGUAGCAUCAAGUGCUUCUUUACGUCACUGACGUCUGAGUUUUAUGGAACUUUCUUAUGAGAUAAAUUUGACUGUAGAAGAACUGUGAACUUUACCAUUAAGUUCCAUACUUAGCUUGAUGUAUAAUUUUUACAGAUGGUAUUUGCAGAAUAAACAGAAUGUAAUAAA